Molecule: messenger RNA, 7657 nt
Organism: Cloeon dipterum
Lineage: Eukaryota; Metazoa; Arthropoda; Insecta; Ephemeroptera; Baetidae
Gene: spg
Product: dedicator of cytokinesis spg
Exons: 36
Coding region: 149-5914 (1921 amino acids)
Biological process (GO): small GTPase-mediated signal transduction
Cellular component (GO): cytoplasm; plasma membrane
Molecular function (GO): small GTPase binding; guanyl-nucleotide exchange factor activity
Source: RefSeq, a predicted model, not a curated record
GGGAAUCGGCGACGAGUGAAAAUACAAAGUCCGGGCUGGCAGGUCGGGCUGGUCCAAGUCGCGCGAUGUCAAUCAGUGAUUUGCGGCUGCAUUAAGAAUUAAACGUGUGUAAUGUGCGUGCCAAUUGGAUUAAGAAGCAUCGGCUGACAUGUGGGUGCCCACGAAGAACAAGAAAUACGGCGUUGCCGUAUACAACUGGGAAGGCGACACAAGAUACGCACUCCCUUUGGAAAUCGGCGACACAGUCCAGAUUUUGGAAGAGUGCGAAGGAUGGUUUCGUGGAUUUUGCAUCAAGAACCGGAGUUUGAAGGGAAUUUUUCCGGUAUCCUACGUCUGCAUAAAAUCAUGCCGGGUGGAGAACGAAGGAGCCAACGAGGUGGUAACACCGCUAGAGGACCCGGUGGUCAACGAGGUGACACUCGUCCUGCGAGAAUGGGGCCACAUUUGGAAGAAACUCUAUCUGGAGAGGGAGAGUUACAAAUUUUCCACCCUGCGGAAGGUGAUGUGGGAGCUGCUGGAGUGGCGGCGCCAACUGAUCACUGCCACCCUGACGCAGGACCAGGUGCGCGCGCUGCAGCUGAAAAUCACUUCCAAAGUGGACUGGGGCAACAGGAAACUCGGAUUGGACCUGGUGCCGCGAGUGGGCGCCUUCAUGGUGGACCCGACCGCCAUGAGUCUCGUCGAAUUGCACCAAGUGCACGUGCAGAGUUCGGAGAGUUCUCAGGGUGCAUCGGCGCGCGGGACGGUGCGGCGUCCGCGAGAGGGGCCCGGGGCGGCGAAGCGGGUGCUGACCCACCACUUGUACUUCUGCAUGCGCGACUUUCGGCUCAACGUGGGCGAGGACAUUGAGAUCUUCUUCUCACUGUACGACACAAAGCGGGCCGCCUACAUCAGCGAGAGAUUCCUGGUCAAGAUCUCCAAGGAGGGCUUCUCCAGCUACGUCGAGCGGCUCCACAGCAACUGCACUAUUUUCACGGACCUGGGCUCUUCCGACCUGAACCGCGACAUAGUGGUGGUGGCGCAUGUGAUGCGGGUGGGCCGGAUGCUGCUGUCUGACUCUGCCAAGCAUAAAUUACCGCAGCUCUACCGGCGGCCGUAUGGUGUGGCCGUCCUCAGCAUCAGCGAAUUCCUGCACAAGGAGAGGGAGCAGUCGACUCCUCAAGAUCUCGAGCAGGAAUUCUCGUUCAAGGUCUACCAGUGCGAGGAGAAAGAUUUUCACACAUUGCACGAGUUCAUUAUCAAAAAGCAAAGCAAUAAAUUCAGCCCGGUCUCUGGACAGGCAAACUGCGGCAUUGAUGUCUCUUUGAAACUGUUGCACGGAGAACUGCCCCAAGUGCGCGAAGAAAACGCUCUACUCCUGAAAAACAUGGCUGUCACCAGAAAACUGGGGUUUGCCGACGUAAUUAUGCCAGGGGAUGUUCGGAAUGACCUGUACCUGAUCCUCGAAAGGGGAGAAUUCGAGAGGGGUGGAAAGUCCACUGGCAAAAAUAUCGAAGUCACCGUCCUGAUCGUCGACAACACGGGAAAACUACUCGACGACACAUUGUACGGGGCUUCCGGGAUGGACGGCUCCAGCUACUACCAGUCCAUGGUGAUUUACCACCACAACUCGCCCUGGUGGGCCGAAACAAUCAGACUCGCAGUGCCGAUCGACAGGUUUUACGGUGCCCACGUGCGUUUGGAGUUUCGGCACUGCUCAACUCGAGAUAAGACUGACAAGAAGCUUUUUGGCUUCUCAUUCUUCCGGCUGAUGGUGGAUGGCGGUGCCACCAUCCACGACGGCAUCCACGAGCUGUUCAUUUACAAGUGCGAGGACAAAGGCAGGCUGGAUCCUGCCGUCUACCUGAACCUGCCGGUUGGCGUCUGGGACCCCACCCCCGGCGUCCAGGACAUCGCCUCGCCCUUCGGACGCUCGCAAAAGGAGGUUGUGUGCGUGCGCACCCUCCUCUGCUCCACCAAACUCACCCAAAAUGACGAUCUUCUGGCCCUUCUGCAGUGGAAAGCCCAUCCAAACAACAUAAAAGAGGCGCUCGAUGGCGUUCUGAAGCUGAACGGCGAGGAACUGGUCAAGUUCCUGCAAGACGUUCUCGACGCCUUGUUCUCCAUGUUCUCGACCGAGGACGGCAGCUCGACGGCGCACUCGUGUCUCGUGUUCCACGUGCUCGUCAGCAUUUUCAGCCUGCUGGAGGACACCAAAUUCGAGCAUUUCAAACCCGUCAUGGACGCGUACAUCACUGGACACUUUGCCGCUGCCCUCGUCUACAAGGGUCUUCUGAGUCACGUGCAGCAGAGUUCAGACCUGGCCACCACCACAGAGAUGCAAGAGCCCAUUCAGAAAAUAUUCCGUUCGCUCGAGUACAUCUUCAAAUUCAUCAUUCAGUCGCGGCUGCUCUUCGCCCGCGCCACCGGCUGUCAGUACGAGGAAAACUUCAAAAAGGACCUGCUCAGCGUUUUUGCUGCGAUUAAUAAAAUGCUAAAUCAGCCUGGUGAAGUCAUUCUCCCCACGCAGAUUUCGCUCCUCACGAGCAUCAGCCCGGUUUACGAGCAGCUGCAGCAGGUUUUGCCGACAAUCGAGUGCACGCAGCUGGCCACGGCGAUGCUGGCGAGUCUUCCGCGCGACCUGCCUCCUCAGCUGGGUCAGGCGAAACUCACGGCCAUCAGACACCUCGUCACCAGCAAACUCUUCCACGACAGCGAAUCUAGGAGUCUGCUCCUGUCGGCCACGUGCACGCAUCUGCGGCCCUUCCUCGCCCAGAGAAACGAACUGAAGCUCUGCUCGGACAUUCUCGCUGAUAUCACGUCGUUUCUCUUUAAACAGAGGGAAUCUCAAAUUGCUGCCGGAAAGACAAACAACAUUUUGCACCAUGACAUGGAAAUCAUCUGCAUCUCCCUGCUGGACAUGCUGCUGCAGACAGUGCUCAUCAUCCUGGACAGGACAGCUACUGUCGUGGGUUAUCUGGUGGCCUGUCUGGUGGGCAUCCUGCAGCUGAUGGAGACGUCGCACUACCGGCUCAUCUGGACCGAAUUGUCCUCGCGGGAGUCGGCCAAGCCGCUCAAGGAUUUCCUCCUGCGCUUGUUCCUCGUGUUCCGGGACCUGGUGAAGCAGGACGUCUUUCCCCAGGACUGGUUUGUGAUGAAAGCAGAAACCAAUCUAGUCAUGCUGGAGGCGCUCAAGGAGUUCUCCUUUCCCCUCACCACCAGAUUUUUGGCUGACAGGCAAACCUUCGACCACCAGCUGUGGAGCAAUUAUUUCAAUCUGGCGGUCAGUUUCCUCACCCAGCCGGCUCUGCAACUGGAGCAAUUCAGCGAGGUGAAGCGGAAUAAAGUCAUGGUUCGAUACUCAGACCUCAGGGUCAUCAUGGGAUUCCAAAUUCUGGAGAUGUGGUCCACCCUAGGAGAGCACAAAAUCGCCUUCAUUCCGAGCAUGGUAGGCCCCUUCAUGGAGGUCACCCUGGUUCCCGAACCUGAGUUGCGAAAGGCUACCCUCAGGAUUUUCUUCGACAUGAUGGAGUGCGAACAGCGAGUCCGCGGAAACUUUAAACAGGUGGAAUCUGAGCUAAUCGACAAACUGGACAUUCUGAUCAGUGAAAAUAAGGGAGACGACGAGUACCGGCAGCUUUUCAACACCAUGGAGCACCUUAGUGCAGUUCUUCUGGACCGAGUGCAGUCGGAAGAUCCAGCUUGGCGUGAGAGUGGAGCCGCGUUUAUCAGCUCCGUGACGAGACUUUUGGAGAGACUGCUCGACUACCGGUCCGUGAUUCAGGGCGACGAGAACCGAGACAAACGCAUGUCCUGCACCUACAACCUCUUGAACUUUUACAAGAAUGAGAUCGACCGGAAGGAAAUGUACAUUCGCUACAUCCACAAGCUGCACGACCUGCACUUGGCGGCUGAGAAUUACACCGAGGCCGGCUUCACGAUGAAAUUGUACGCCGACCAGCUGACCUGGGGCAUGAACCCGCUGCCCGCCUCCCCUCACUUUCCGGCGCAGCCAGAGUGGCAGCGCAAGGAAAUGAUGUACAGGAAAAUCGUGCACUACUUCGACAAGGGAAAGUGCUGGGAGCAGGGAAUUCCUUUGUGCAAGGAAUUGGCCGAGUUGUACGAAUACCGGCUCUUCGACUACUCCAAGCUGAGCCACAUCUUGAACACGCAGGCAAAAUUCUUCGACAACAUCCUCAUGCAACUGAGACCAGAGCCUGAAUACUUUAGGGUUGGAUUUUAUGGACUGAGUUUCCCGCUUUUUGUCAGGAACAAAGUUUUUGUAUACCGCGGACUGGAGUACGAGCGAAUCGGCGCAUUUACUCAGCGCCUGCAGACUGAAUUUCCCUCGGCGCAGAUUCUAAUGAAAAACACGCCGCCAGAAGACAACAUUGUCAAUUCCGACGGACAAUAUAUCCAAAUCUGUAACGUUAAGACGAUUUCGGAAAACAAUUCCGUGUUCGCGCAGGGCAUGUUCCCUGUGCCGGAAAAGAUCGCCAGCUUCUACCAGGUGAACAUGAUCAAGAAAUUCCAGUCGGACAGGCCCGUCCACAAAGGUCCCAUCCACAAGGACAAUGAAUUUAAGAGUUUGUGGAUCGAACGGACGACCAUGGAGACGUGCAACGCGCUGCCUGGGAUUUUGCGUUGGUUCGAAGUGACGAAGCGCAAGGUGGAGGAAAUCCCGCCGGUCCGUUUCGCCUGUGAAACGAUGGAAAAUGUCAACGCGGAACUCAGGCAGUUGAUUUACUACCACACCAAUGAACCGGGCCUCAACAUCAAUCCCCUCAGCAUGAGAUUACAAGGAAUUAUCGACGCCAACGUGAUGGGAGGAAUCGCCAAGUACCAGGAGGCAUUCUUCACGACAGAUUUCAUCGCGUCCCACCCAGAAUUCACCGAAUACAUUUACAAGCUGCGCGCUCUCAUUUUCGAUCAGGUUCACGAUUUGGAGGCCGGCUUGAUCGUGCACGGCCAACUGGCGCCGCCGGAAGUGCAGCCUCUGCACCGGCGCCUGAUGGAAAGACUGAGUCAGAUGAAGGCAGGACUGAGACACUUGGCACCGCACCUCGACAUCAUGCAGAGCUCCGACAGCUUCCACAGAAAAAUGGGCAGCAUUGUCCACAUGCCGCUGCCGCCAGUUCCCGUGGACAAAAACAACCCGACGUACGAGGGCGUGAACGGCAUUUGCAGCCGCAGCUCCAAUUCCUCGGGCAACUACGGCCACCUGGCCAUGGACUCUGAGGACAUCUACUCCAAGCCAGGCGAGAAGGAGAACGGCGACGGCUCGGCGCCACCCGUUCCCGCCAGGGGAGACGUCAGGCCCAAGUCUGCGGGCUACAACACCAUUGCCGAGAUGGCCAGGAACCCGAUGGGCUCCCCGAGAAACGAGUAUACGUCGCUGCCGUCUGUCCGACCCACGCAUUCCAGAGAGGGUAGCAUCGACGCAGACCACCCUCCAGUGAUGCGGAAGAGCAAGCCGCGCGCGAUGAGCCCGCACACGAACGGAACAGACUCGGCUUCAGCGUCGCAGCGCAACUCGUGGCCGGACGGCGAAGCGGCGCCGCCGCUGCCGCCGCGGGGCUGCACGCCGGACAAGCGUUCGGCGGCGGAGCAGACGCCGCCGGCGCCGCCCAAACGUCUGGUGGCCAACAGCAAGAACUCGCUGGACGCCGGCGGCGACAACAUUUCGAACGGCAGCGGCGAAAACCAGUCGAUCGGCUCGGCCGAGUGGGGGCCCGUGAUCGACGCCGCCGACCCGCCCGUCCUCAGCCCCCGGUCGCAGCAGCCGCCGGCGCCGCCCCCCAUCCCGCCCAAGGCGUCCACCCCGUCGGCCCCGCCGCCGCCCGCCACCCCCGGCGAACUGGCCGCCGCCAAUGACAACUACUCGGUGCCGCCCAGACUCAGGAGCAGCACCCUCGACAGCACCACUAGUCCUUAGCGCAAUUUGUUGUCCCCGUUGUUUGUUUUUUAAUUCGGUAAAUUCGGGAAAAAUGCUUUUCUUCCUUGUGUAGUUGAGAAAGGGAUUGGAUUUCAAAUCGAAUUACAGCGAGAAAAUGAAUCUUACAGAGAGUUUUGAGCAUUUCACGUUGCUUUGGCGCGCAAAACGUUUCAAUUUUUGGUUGCUACUGCGCAUGCGGCACCCUACUGACGCCACAGCCAUGCUUAAGCAGCUGAUAGAGCUGUGACGUCAGUAGGGGGACGCAUGCGCAGUAGCGACCAAGAGAUUCAAACGUUUUGCGCGCCAAAGCAACGUGCGUUUUGCUUUGCGCCUCUGUUUGCACGUCAAAAAACAUUUUUCAACCGGAAAAAAAUAUUUUUUCACCUAUUUCGACCCUCAGGAAUCGAUUGGAACAUAAAAAGUUGGGGUUUUAGUGGGUCUUUAAAUAUUUCAAACUGGCAACAAGUUAAAAAAUUUCCAAAAUUAAAAAAAAAUAUAUUUUCUUUUGUUAGAAACCAAAAUGAAGGUUUUAAAUUCUUAAAUUGGUCCCAUAUUUUGCUGAAUACGGAUCAAAGUUUUAUACAAACUGUUUGCAAUUUAUUUAAUUUUUUUAAAUUAAUUUUUAUCGAGCUAAAAAUGGCUCCGAAUAAUUACCAAAUAUUUAAUUCUGGCUCGUGCAAUACGAUUUCAGUCCAAUCCCUAAAAGUCGUACUAAAUUAAAAAAGGGAACAACGCAGAAUAGCCAUUUCAUGUGUGCGCAAAACUUGAUGUCGGAAAAAAAACAUUUGAUUAAACGUGUAGUCAAUUUCGCAACUAUCGUUCCUUUCUGCAACUAAUUUCCUUUAACAUUCCCUAGUCUUCUGCUGUUUCCUUCUGUAUCGAAGAAAGUCUGCUCCACUAUCCGACAAUAUAUUCUUUAUUUUUAUUUCAUAUUCCAAACGAAAAGCACGGCUAGCAUUUUGUACAAAUUUCGCAUGUUAUUUUUUUCGUAGUGAAACGUUAGUAAGAAUGAUAUACUUACAAUCACUCUCUCUCUCUCUCUUUUGCGAUCUCAAGAAGAAUUAAAAUGAAUAAUAAUUUCCCGAGAAUUGGUCUAAAUACGAAAAUAAUACACAGCAAAUAUUCAGUAUUUUUGUAAGUUUUAUUUUGUAACGAAAACAGUAGCGUGCGCAUCAACAAAUUUACUAUACUCACAUAAAUAACAAAAAAUACUACACUUAGGAAUUAAGAAACUCGAACUAGUCCAGUAAACAAUUAACCAAGCAAGCUCUCGCGUGUAUAGCUGUAUUUUAACUCGCUCCUUUUUCCUCUUCAACAAACACGUUUGUAUCGACAGCUAUUUUUACGUAAUCCACCUAUUAUAUAAUAAAAUUAAUUAGACGAGCCACGCGCAUAUCGACUAGAGUACGUAGGACACAUAUAUUUAAAUUGAUAAACGUCGCUUUUACAGACCAGAGACUACAAGCAGACCAAAAUUGUAAAUAGAUCGAUGAGAUUUCUUCCUGCCGACUAACUAAAAGACCAUUUUUUCUUUUCGCCAAAGAACGAUUAGCGUUGUGCGUGCUUACUUUUGACUCGACUUUAUCUUGCAGCACACAAAUCUAGCUCAAUAAAAGUGUUAUGUUAUAUAUCUCGUAAGUACGGUGGUAUCCAAUAAUUAAUACUGCGAAUCUUCGGUAAAUUUAGCGAUUGUAUAUGUUAAUUUUAGUAAUAAAAAAUGCUACUUUUUGUGUUCACAAUAAA